AUGAAUGGGAAAGUAAAUGGAGCAGUGGAGACAUGUAGAGGAGAAGACAAGUUUGUGAUGUCAAAGAAGUUCAAGAGUUACCUCAACUUCUCAAACCCAACAAUUGCCAGAAACUUUGAUCCAGAGGAAUGCGCUUGGGCUUACGGGAUGAAUGUUUUCGACUUAGCGGCUUGGAGAAAGACUAACAUAAGCUCCACUUACUAUCACUGGCUUGAUGAGAACUUAAAAUCAGACCUGAGUUUGUGGCAGCUGGGAACUUUGCCUCCUGGGUUGAUAGCUUUCCACGGUCAUGUACAGACCAUAGAUCCGUUCUGGCAUAUGCUCGGUCUGGGAUACCAAGAGACCACGAGCUUUGCUGAUGCUGAAAGUGCGGCUGUUGUACAUUACAAUGGAAGAGCUAAGCCUUGGCUUGAUAUAGCUUUUCCACAUCUACGUCCUCUCUGGGCUAAGUAUCUUGAUUCCUCUGACAGGUUCAUCAAGAGCUGUCACAUUAGAGCAUCAUGA
Molecule: messenger RNA, 504 nt
Organism: Camelina sativa (false flax)
Lineage: Eukaryota; Viridiplantae; Streptophyta; Magnoliopsida; Brassicales; Brassicaceae
Source: RefSeq, a predicted model, not a curated record